This is a messenger RNA of Cynocephalus volans (Philippine flying lemur), 4513 nucleotides long. It is a transcript of the gene NACC1, whose product is annotated as nucleus accumbens associated 1. The transcript has 7 exons. The record is from RefSeq and is a predicted model, not a curated record. Gene Ontology annotation, biological process: regulation of transcription by RNA polymerase II. NCBI's taxonomy places the organism in Eukaryota, Metazoa, Chordata, Mammalia, Dermoptera, Cynocephalidae. Gene Ontology annotation, molecular function: DNA-binding transcription factor activity, RNA polymerase II-specific; protein binding; RNA polymerase II cis-regulatory region sequence-specific DNA binding. Bases 199 to 1812 code for a protein of 537 amino acids.
CUAUACGGGUGGCCUUAAUUACAGCGGCUUCCCUGGGAGGAAACUCAUAACUAGUCCCAUUUCACAGAUGCGGAAGUUGUGGCUCAGAAAAGGGGCGGAAGCUAAAGUUUGGAAAGGCAGAGGGACUUGCCCUAGGUCGCGGGACUAGAAGGUGGCGGGAUCAGGACUUGAACUGCUCAGCGGAGCGGAGCUGCCGCCAUGGCCCAGACCCUGCAGAUGGAGAUCCCGAACUUUGGCAACAGCAUCCUGGAGUGCCUCAACGAGCAGCGGCUGCAGGGCCUGUACUGUGACGUGUCCGUGGUGGUCAAGGGCCACGCCUUCAAGGCCCACCGGGCGGUGCUGGCCGCCAGCAGCUCCUACUUCCGGGACCUGUUCAACAGCAGCCGCAGCGCCGUGGUGGAGCUCCCGGCGGCUGUGCAGCCCCAGUCUUUCCAGCAGAUCCUCAGCUUCUGCUACACGGGCCGGCUGAGCAUGAAUGUGGGCAACCAGUUCCUGCUCAUGUACACGGCCGGCUUCCUGCAGAUCCAGGAGAUCAUGGAGAAGGGCACAGAGUUCUUCCUCAAGGUGAGCUCCCCAAGCUGUGACUCCCAGGGCCUGCACGCUGAGGAGGCCCCGUCAUCCGAGCCCCAAAGCCCCGUGGCGCAGACAUCAGGCUGGCCGGCUUGUGGCACCCCACUGCCCCUUGUGUCACGGGUCAAGACGGAGCAGGAGGAGUCGGACUCUGUGCAGUGCACACCCGUGGCCAAGCGGCUGUGGGACAGUGGCCAGAAGGAGGCCCGGGGCGGUGGCAGCCGUAAGAUGGCCAAGUUCUCCACGCCGGACUUGGCCGCCAACCGGCCACCCCAAGCCCCGCCUCCCCAGCAGUCCCCAGUGGUGGCAGCGGCCCAGCCUGCCGGGGUGGCCAUGGCAGCGGCAUCAGGGGCAGGGGCCGGGCAGCCGGCUGGUGGGGCGGCAGUGGUGGCAGCAGUGGCAGCAGGGGGCAUGGUGAGCGGGCCCAGCACAUCCGAGCGGACCAGCCCGGGCACCUCAAGUGCCUACACCAGCGACAGCCCCGGCUCCUACCACAACGAAGAGGACGAGGAGGAGGACGGGGGAGAGGAGGGCGUGGACGAGCAGUACCGGCAGAUCUGCAACAUGUAUACCAUGUACAGCAUGAUGAACGUUGGCCAGACAGCCGAGAAGGUGGAGGCCCUCCCCGAGCAGGUGGCCCCUGAGUCCCGGAAUCGAAUUCGGGUGAGGCAGGACCUUGCGUCUCUCCCGGCCGAGCUCAUCAACCAGAUUGGCAACCGCUGCCACCCCAAGCUCUACGAUGAGGGCGACCCCUCCGAGAAGCUGGAGCUGGUGACAGGCACCAACGUGUACAUCACGAGGGCGCAGCUCAUGAACUGCCAUGUCAGCGCGGGCACAAGGCACAAGGUCCUGCUGCGGCGGCUCCUGGCCUCCUUUUUUGACCGGAACACUCUGGCCAACAGCUGCGGCACUGGCAUCCGCUCUUCCACCAACGACCCCAGACGCAAACCACUGGACAGUCGUGUCCUCCACGCCGUCAAGUACUACUGCCAGAACUUCGCCCCCAACUUCAAGGAGAGCGAAAUGAAUGCUAUCGCCGCCGACAUGUGCACCAAUGCCCGCCGCGUCGUGCGCAAGAGCUGGAUCCCCAAGCCCAAGGCGCUCCUGGCUGAGGGCGACACCUACACCACCUUCAUUGGUGAAACGGGCAAGAUAGAGCCGGACAUGAUGGGCCUGGAGCACGGCUUCGAGACUGCCAGCCACGACGGCGAGGCUGGCCCUUCGGCCGAGGCCCUCCAGUAACGCCCACUGGACCCUCCCCUCGGGGCCGUCACACUCCCCCCUCCUGUCACACACACCCACCCACCAUCUUGGUCACGAGCUACUGUCUGUCCUUCCCCAGGACCCGUGGGGGGCGCUGCAUGCUCCCGGCCCCUCUGCUUCCCUGUCACACCCCCUUCACCCAAUACGAGCCAGGCCAGCCGGCAGGGAGAGGAUGGAGGGGCAGGUGUUGGCGAGGUUUGUGUUGCCUGCUCUGACACAGUGCACUCUCCUGACCCCUAGCAUUCCUCUCCCCCCUCACCAGGCCCCGCGUGGGAGGGGGCUGGCUCCGGGCGCUCGGGAGGGUCCCCUCCCCAGGCCCUGGGCCGCCUCAGCCUCUGCCCCUUGGGACUUGAGGGGGGUCCCUGGGGGUUCUCAGACCCCUCCUGUCACCUCCCAGUGCUUCCACGUCUCCAAAAGCGCCUUCCUGUCACCCUCGUCUGUCCCUGCACCUGGGGCUGGGGUCGGCGAGGUCACGGGGACUGUCCAUUUUAUAGCUGAGGAAACUGAGGCUCUGAGAAAUUUCCACAACCAACCUAAUGUGGCCAGCGGUAGCGGGCUCAGCACCUUUCUCUCCCCUGCCCAUCGCUGGGACUCUAUUGCCCCCAUUGGUCCCCUGGGGCCUGAAAGAGGCAGGCCUAAGGGAGGAGGGCUCUUGGGGGCAGACCAAGGGCCUCAGAGGACAGGAGAGGUGCCCGGGGCUUGCAGAGCGUGUGCGUGUGUGUGUGUGCACGCGUGUGCAUGUGUAGAGGUUUUGCUUUCAAACAGAUGUAGAUAUAAGAGGCAGUAGGACCAGGGUUGGAACCCAGGGCAGCAGGCUGGGGGGCUGCCGCCCCCCCCAUUCCCCCCGCCCCCACCCCACCCCACGGCAGGGCUCCCAGCCCCCACCCCUUGUACAUACUUUUUAAAACAUUUUUUUAGCGAAUGAAAUAUUGAAGUAUAAGAUUUCCUUUUAUUUUUCAAACCAACGGGACUGUGUCUGAUGUCCCCCCUCGGUCCCUGAAGGCCGUGGAAGGCAGGAUGGGCUGGGGGGCUGGGGGCAGGCUGAACGUGUGCGUGCGUGUGUGGGUGUGCGUGUGUGCAGCGUGGGCGCCUGUGUCCGUGGAGGGGCCCCAGUCCCAGCCGCCGCCUGGGCUCCUGUGGCUCUGACCACUCCACCUUUCCCCCCAUUCCCCCUCCCCACAGGGCUACAGUUUAAGGGUGUCCCAGGCCUUGGCCAAUUGGGCAGGGCAGGGCCCACUUCCAUUGUUAGCUAGUGUUUCCAGAGUUUUCUCUUAUUUACCAUUCCUCACUUUUCAUUCUCAUCCAGAACGAUUAUUUUUUGUUUUUUGAGUUGUGCGUGUGCACGCAGAGGGUCCUUUUUUCAUUCCCCAUUCCCCCAUAUUGGGUGUCUUUCACCUUCUCAUGGUUUUUUGUUUGUUUUCUCAUUUCUAGCCGUUGUCUCUGCCUCCCCGACUCCUACCUUCCCCUUGUUCCCAUGGCCUCUCUUCAGAGGUAGGGGGAUUUCGGGAGGUGGGGUGGGGGCCAGUACAGACCAGACCCUUUGAAACUGGUUUGGAGAACUUCCCCAUCCCCUCUCCGACCCAGCAGUCCCCCACUGGCCUGCUGGGGUCCCUCAUAACAUCUGCUCAUGGUGGGGGUGGGGAGUGUCCAUCAGGGGUGUCAGGUCGGGCUGGGGUCCCGGCGCUCUGCUUUCCUUGCCCAGCCCGAGUACCUUAGCCUCCAGCUGGCCCAAGUGUGUGGGGUGGGGAGUUGACACCCCCAGCUAAAGCACAAGCACCUUAGUCACACCUCCCUGCCCUCCCCCUGGCCUGACUCCCACCCCAGCGUUGAUCCCAAAGCACAAUAUCCUGGUCACUUGGCAAGCAGCUGGGCCUGGCCGGGGUAGGCUGGGGCUCCAGCCAGACUCCUGAAAGGAAGCCCGAGUUCCCAGGCGCUCCCCUCCUUCCAGGCCUUAGCAGGGGGCCCGCUCUCUGGGACUGGGGUCUUCUUGCCACCCCCUUGUCCUGGGCAGGCCCCUGCCCACCCCACCCCACCCCCGCCUUUUCCUCAAGUGGGGUUUGCCCCUGUCCCUCCUCCAAGCCCCCUGCAGCGCUGGGUUGGGUGGCUGAGGCCACUUGUUUCAGGGACCCCAGGAGGUACCCCUGGCUCCCAGGACUGUGUUGUGGGUCUGGGGGAAGGGGGGAGAUUGUGGGUGGGAAGAGGGACCGGGCAGGGGGUGCAGGGGAGGAAACUCCUCACCAGGAGAGCCAAAGACAGGGUUGUGCCUUACCCCAGGAGCCACCCCUGCGCCCCCCUCCCCUGCCAUUCCCCACCCCCGGGGCGGCCUGCUGCUUUCCCUUCCCUCCCUCCCAGCCCUUCUCUGAGCUGCAUGGUCCCCCCACCCUGGGCAGCCAGGAAGGAAUCCGAAUGGAGAAUCACCAAGCAAUGAAAACCUAAAAGACUGUGGGGCCCUCCCCGCAACUCAGCUUCCCCGGCCGCCCACUCACUAUUCCCGCUCCGCCUCUUUCACGCGGGACAGGCCAUCGGCCCUGCCCACGUGAAGUGCCAACGCCCUCCCCGCCCUGGGCCGAUUCCCCACCCCCACCCCCCCAGGCCCUUAAGUGAGAUUGCACAUUAACUACUGUAAGGAGAGGAGCGGCGUUGGCAAAUGUGAACCAUGAGAAUAUCAGUGAUACUGAUG